UCCGGUUAGGGCAGUGGGAAUCUUCUUUGACUGUGGAACACUAGGCAGGAGCUUUGCCAUUGGAUGGUCAAGAAGGAGGCAGCAGAAUGUCUGCAUUGUUACACCACAGUGUUCAGACUGCAGAAGACUGCAGGCUGAGCAGUAUCAUUUACUCUGCAAGUGAUUAUGUCUUCACCUGUGCUCUCUGAUCAUCAGAAACUAACGAAACACCUUUUAGGUCUUAUGAAUUCAGGGCCUGUGAAAAAUGGAAUCAAACUCUCUGAGGACUAAAGUCCCAGCUUUCUUAUCUGACUUGGGGAAGGCCACAUUGAGGGGAAUCAGAAAGUGUCCCCGAUGCGGCACAUACAAUGGAACCCGGGGACUGAGCUGUAAGAACAAGACGUGUGGAACCAUAUUCCGAUAUGGUGCACGGAAGCAGCCUAGUGUUGAAGCUGUCAAAAUCAUCACAGGCUCCGAUCUGCAGGUCUACUCAGUGCGGCAAAGAGACCGGGGCCCUGAUUACCGAUGCUUUGUGGAGUUGGGCGUUUCGGAGACAGCAAUCCAGACAGUGGAUGGGACCAUCAUCACUCAGCUGAGCUCUGGGCGGUGCUAUGUCCCCUCAUGCCUGAAGGCUGCCACCCAAGGUGUUGUGGAAAACCAAUGCCAGCACAUCAAGCUGGCGGUGAACUGCCAGGCAGAGGCCACGCCUCUGACCUUGAAGAGCUCAGUCCUAAAUGCAAUGCAGGCUUCCCCAGAAACCAAACAGACCAUCUGGCAGUUGGCCACGGAACCUACAGGUCCCCUGGUACAGAGGAUUACUAAAAACAUCUUGGUGGUGAAAUGCAAGGCAAGCCAGAAGCAUAGUUUGGGGUAUUUGCAUACAUCUUUUGUGCAGAAAAUCAGUGCCAAAAGCUUGCCUGAGCGCCGCUUCUUCUGCUCCUGCCAGACUCUGAAAUCGCACAAGUUGAAUGCCUCCAAGGACGAGGCAGCCCAGAGAUGCAUUCAUUUCUUUGCUUGCAUCUGUGCCUUUGCCAGUGAUGAGACAUUGGCUCAGGAAUUCUCAGACUUCCUAAAUUUUGAUUCCAACGGUGCACAGAUGAACAGUUCCCUAUUGCCUCAAGAUGCAGUGAGCAGUAAUCUAAGGAAAAGUGGUCUGAAAAAGCCUGUGGUUGCUUCUUCAUUAAAAAGGCAAGCCUGUGGUCAGCUAUUAGAUGAGGCACAAGUGACCUUAUCCUUCCAAGACUGGCUGGCCAGCGUCACAGAACGCAUCCAUCAAACCAUGCACUAUCAGUUUGAUGGCAAACCAGAGCCACUGGUGUUCCAUAUUCCUCAGUCCUUUUUUGAUGCCCUGCAACAGAGGAUAUCAAUAGGAAGUACGAAAAAACGGCUCCCCAACUCUACCACAGCUUUUGUUCGGAAAGAUGCCUUGCCACUGGGAACCUUUUCCAAGUAUACCUGGCAUAUCACUAAUAUCCUGCAAGUUAAACAAAUCUUAGAUACCCCAGAGGCUUCAGUCUUUUGGCCAGCAGGCAACACUUCCCCAGAUCAAAAGGAGCCAACACCUUUCAUUAUCGAGUGGAUCCCAGAUAUCCUUCCCCAAUCCAAGAUUGGCGAGCUGCGGAUCAAGUUUGAGUACGGUCACCACCGGAAUGGGCACAUGGCAGAGUACCAAGACCAGCAGCCUCCCCUGGACCAGCCCUUGGAACUGGCCCCUCUGACCACUAUCACUUUCCCUUGAGGCAAAACGAGAGUCUUUUUGCUGCUAAAUUUGCACAUCCCCAACCCUUGACAACUUUAAAUACUAGUUAGGCACUUAGAUAUCUGGCUUUGUUCCUUAGUAAACUGCUCUUAGCUUAGUUAACAAUUUCUCAACGCUUUCAAGUGGAUUCUGUUGAAGAAAAACUCUUCUUGUAAAUGGCCUUUUUGGUGCUGCUGUGUAGAGUCUUCAUUAUACAUUGGGCAGUAUUUUUAAAAGGAACAAAAAGAAAUCCAGCUCAUUUUCCUUCUUACGGAUUCACCUUUAGAAUUUGUUUCAACCUUUUUCUAAUUCUCUAAGAAGUUAGCAGCACUCAGCCUUACACCAAUAGUGUUGGAAAGUUAAUCAUACCCUGGUUAGGGCAGAAUGUUAAGGACCAUCCAGGCAGAGUUUUAGCCAUGCUCUUUAUUCUGUUCUCAAAUAAAGCACAGUGUCACUAGUUUUUCC
Propithecus coquereli (Coquerel's sifaka) is the source of this 2182-nucleotide messenger RNA. Its product is annotated as chromosome unknown open reading frame, human C2orf42. The record is from RefSeq and is a predicted model, not a curated record. The transcript has 8 exons. NCBI's taxonomy places the organism in Eukaryota, Metazoa, Chordata, Mammalia, Primates, Indriidae. The coding region runs from base 245 to 1717 and encodes 490 amino acids. Gene Ontology annotation, cellular component: nucleus.